Molecule: messenger RNA, 3416 nt
Organism: Lytechinus variegatus (green sea urchin)
Lineage: Eukaryota; Metazoa; Echinodermata; Echinoidea; Temnopleuroida; Toxopneustidae
Product: drebrin-like protein B
Exons: 11
Coding region: 71-1489 (472 amino acids)
Biological process (GO): neuron projection morphogenesis; positive regulation of dendritic spine morphogenesis; regulation of actin filament polymerization
Cellular component (GO): site of polarized growth; cortical actin cytoskeleton; postsynaptic density
Molecular function (GO): actin filament binding
Source: RefSeq, a predicted model, not a curated record
GAGCGCCAUCUGCGUGAAAAACAUUACAGGAUUGAAGGGUAAUCGAGGAGGAAGAGAAUUUAAAUGCAAAAUGUCGAUAAGUUUUGUAAAACACCGAGAUGCUUUAAUGCAGGCAUACAAAGAUGUCUGUGACGACAAAAAACCGACAGACUGGGCUGUUUUUGGCUAUGAAGGAAAAUCAUACGACUUGAAGGUAGACGACACAGGAGAGGAUGGCAUUGAGGAAAUGGCCGAUUCCUUCAACAGCGCCAAAAUACAGUAUGCCUUCCUCAGGGUGAUCGACACUAACAGCAAUCUACCUAAGAAUGUACUUAUCAAUUGGAUUGGUGAUGGAGCUCCUGUAUCAAAGAAGGGAACAUGUGCAAGACAUCAUCAGGAUGUUGCUAAUUUAUUCAGGGGAGCCCAUGUGACUGUAAAUGCUCGCUCAGAGGAUGAUAUCGAUGAGGAGAGCAUCUUAAAGCUAGUAGCCAAAUCUUCCGGUUCCAACUAUGGCUUCCACAAGGAGAAAGCAACUGAAGAUGCAGGUCAGACGGGGCCGGUGGGAUCGGUUUACAAGAAAACCAACGCAGCUUUCGAGAUCAAGUCAAAGAGGAGUGAUAAAUUCUGGCAAAAUAUGGAGAGUGAUGAGCAGGCUCGAGUGAGGGAAGAGACAGCCAAAAAACAACAAGAACGUGAAAAAUUAGAAAAGGAGAGAGUGGAGAGAGAAAAGAGAGAAGCCGCUGAACGUGAGAAGAAGUUGGCCGAAAAGAUGAAAGACAUUGACAGUAGAAAGAGACAGGAAAAGAAAUCCUAUGAAGAUUCUGUAAAGGCAGAGCAAGCAAGAUGGGAAAGCAAGCAGCAAAGCAAUGCAGCUCCUGCUAGAAGCACAGGGCAAGCAGAAGAGAGGAAAAAAGAAAUGGCACAGAUGAUAUCACAGAGAAAGAAGAGUUCCUCGGAAGCCGUCACAGAAAGUCAGGAAGCCCCGCCUCCAGUUUCACGGCCUCCUGCUGCCAGACCUCCCAUGCCUGUCCCCACACGCGAACCGGAGCCUGAACCAGCACCUGAGCCGGAACCAGAACCGGAGCCAGCAUACCAACCAGAGCCGGAACCCGAACCGGAGCCAGAACCAGAGCCUGCAUACCAGCCAGACCCAGAACCCUAUUCAGAUCCCUACCAAGACCAGGCUCAGACUGAUCAAGACCAGUACCAACAGGAACCAUAUUCAGAUCCAUACCAGGACCAACCUCCAGCCCAGGACCCAUACCCUGAAGAACCUGAACAAGAAUUAUAUGAAAAUCAAGAAGCAUUGCAGGACCAAGGUGACCAAGGGAACCAAGGGAUGAGAGCGAAGGCGCUCUACGACUACCAGGCGGAGGACGACACAGAAAUCACCUUUGACCCCGAUGACAUCAUCACACAGAUCGAGCAGAUCGACGAUGGAUGGUGGAGAGGAGUGGCACCCAAUGGUCAAUUUGGUCUCUUCCCAGCCAACUAUGUGGAACUUAUCUGAGGAUAAUCCCGGAGAUGAUCCUGGACAACCAAGCGUCUGGUCUUACAAAGAAUUGCAAUGGAUGCUAUUAAUCACAAGUAUGGAUAGCCACCAACAGGGGCCCUUAAACACAAAGCUUGGCAAUGAUCGUAGAACAAUUUUCUACAAUUGAUUCCAUUGCCUGCAAUGUACAAUCAAUCGUGAAAAUAAAGUGAUGAUUGAUCGCUAACCUUAGGGUUACGGGACCCAGGCCUUAAAUUUUAACAUUUUCAAGGCAAAGCCACUUCUCCAUAGUGCACAUUUUAAUGUUACAAGACAAAUGGGAAAACAUAGAAAUAAUACACAAAUAUAUUCACGGCCAAUGAGGUCACAAUGGUGAGUCAACAGGCCAUCCACAGCCAUGACCUUUCAUGACCUUGGAUUAAUUUAAAGCCAUGCACCAAUUUAUCACACUCAACUAAUUAACAUGCUUGGUUUUGUAUGGAAAGAGACAGUAGAUGUAUGUCUUGUAAAUGGUGCAACUUCAAUGGCUGGCUAUACCAUAGUUGCGAUUGAUUUGAUCACGCUUGGUUCUUUGUGAGAGGGGACCCUGGUGUUAUCCUCUUUGCCUCUACAUCGUGUAGAUGAUCAUUAGUACAGUCUGAUGGCUUUGAACUGUGACGGGAUCCAAAAAUGUUUGAUUUUAUGGCUUCCCUUUUAUAUCAUUUUGUAUAGAAUUUUAUAUGAAUCAAAAAUAUUGUCCUUCAAGCAGUCCCCUUCAGCGUUGUAAGUGUGGAUGUCAUCGCGUCUCUUCUUCAAAAGGUUUGUAUUUAGAUAUUGUGUUGGUCAGCACAUGUAUGCGCAAACAUUUAUCUAUUGUAUACUUGUAUGUACUUUUAUGUAUGCAGGCGAACCUUUAUCCGCAUGUCCGAUGAAUUAUUGAAUGAAGCUUAAUGAAUUUGUGGGAAAUGACCAUCCUUCAAAGAUAUGGAAGAUUAAGCCUCGUACAUCAAGAAAAGAAAAACAUAUCCAUCCCAACUCAAUGUCAAGUAACUUUCUGUAAAAUUCAGCUUUGGUUUAAUAGAGGAAAGUACACUAUGUUUGGUUCAUUUAAAAAAAAAAUCAUUAUAAAGGUAGGUCAAUAAUGGAACUAAUUUCAUUCUGGAUGUUUACAAAAUGGGGCCAAAGUAACAUUUUUGUGCACUUUAUUAUCAUCGUUGAUAGAAGCAUACGUUAUUUAGAUAUUUAUAUAGAAAGCAAACCUUGUAUAAGUAUCCAUCUACAUGUAGCUACAGAAUGGCUUAUGUUAGGAUAUGCAGGUUGUAUUUGAAUAGCAACUCCAGUAUUUAUGGUUAUAUAUCAAUAAUUCAAGCAUUUUGCAAUCAAUAGCCAGAGAAAUAAUGACUUUCUGGUUAUGCAGAAAACCAUAAAAUCUGAAGUUUCUUAAGCUUGCCAUUUUUUGCCUUUUGUUCCAGGGCAAAAAUAUGAAUCUAGAAUAUCUUGAAAGCAAAAAUUAUGCAUUUUUCCAAGUUUUGAAAAUAAGGUUCUAAAUCACAAAACUAAAAUACCUUCAUUACAAUUAUUUUGUAGUUUUGUAAUUUGCAAAUUGGAACUAGCAAAAUCAAUCCCAUUUAUAGUUUCCUUAUACAUCAAAAUGUAGGUAAUAGCUGAAAUAGCAUCUACACUGUAUAUGGCAAAUGUGGUGUGUACCUUUGUCUAAUAUUUGUAUUUGAUGGGGUAAGAAGAUAAUGGAUUGAUAUGAGGCUAGUACUCGGUAAUUAAAGUAUUAAUAUCUGUAAAAUAAACUGUAAAAGAAUGUUCAUUAAUAAAAAUAAUGAUAAUCAUGAUUAAAUUUCAAUACUUAUGCACCUUUUCAUGAGAUGAAAGUAUAGAUGUUCUAGUUUUCAUGUAGGUUCGAUGGUGCAUUAAUUUAUCAUUCGAUGAUGAGUUUUUAUAAAAUAAUUAUAAU